UUAAACAGCUCAUUUGUGACUGGAACGGCCUGCUGUGGACACACCUCACCUCUGAGAAUCUGGGACCUUGAGAGUGGUCAGCUGUUGACCUGUUUAGGGACUGACUUCCACCAUGGCGCUGGAGUCCUUGAUGUCUUCUACGAAACACCCUCCCUUCUCCUUUCUUGUGGGUAUGACACCUACAUCCGCUACUGGGACAUACGGACCAGCACCAGGAAGUGCGUCCAGGAGUGGGAAGAGCCCCAUGACAGCGCCCUGUACUGCCUAAGGAGUGAUAAGAACCACAUGAUUGCCAGCGGCUCUUCUCACUACGGCGUGGUGCGCCUCUGGGAUAAGCGGCAGACUCGGUGCCUGCAGAGCUUUCACCUGUCUUCACCCACCAGCAGCCCCGUGUACUGCCUCCGUUUCAGUACCACCCAUCUGUACGCUGCCCUGGCAUCAGCCCUGCACGUCCUAGACUUCACGGCCCCGUGAAGGCCACCACAGCCACUUCUGGUCACCCCAACUCAGCAGAGUUGACACUUGGCUCAGGGAAUUGCAGGGUGGAAGAGGUGAAAACAGGCCCCAGGGCUUCUGAAGGGAUUUUUUUUUACCUGCCAGAAAGCUACAAUGAAGAGUGCACAAAGGGCCAGACUUUCUCAACCUCACCUGCCUGUUAGUGGAAAUAAAGGCCGAUUGUCCUUUACCCUUUUUAUUUUGUGCAAGUCAGGGUUUGUUUUAACUGUGUUCUUUUUUCUUUUUUUUUUCUUUUUCUUUUUUCUGUGGAGAUGGCAUUUGAGGGGCAAGUUGAGCCGGCAUGCCCUACCAGCUGUGUGCGCUGGUCAG
This is a messenger RNA of Leptosomus discolor (cuckoo roller), 825 nucleotides long. The record is from RefSeq and is a predicted model, not a curated record. Lineage: Eukaryota; Metazoa; Chordata; Aves; Leptosomiformes; Leptosomidae.